Colletotrichum karsti is the source of this 6960-nucleotide messenger RNA. RefSeq lists its product as uncharacterized. The transcript has 2 exons. Gene Ontology annotation, molecular function: protein binding. NCBI's taxonomy places the organism in Eukaryota, Fungi, Ascomycota, Sordariomycetes, Glomerellales, Glomerellaceae. The coding region runs from base 1 to 6960 and encodes 2319 amino acids. The record is from RefSeq and is a predicted model, not a curated record.
AUGGAACGCUUCUUCCACCGGCCCUCAGAAAUCCUCCACGCCAGCAUCCGCGACAACGACAUCCCCCACCUCCAAGCCCUCUCAUCAUCCACCCCGUCCCUCCUCAACCAACACUCGUCCCACGGCACGCCCCUCGACGUCGCCAUCCUCCUCAACAACACAGCCGCAACCCGCGUCCUCCUCGAAGCCGGCGCGGACCCCCUAGACGACAACGGGAGUAGCGAUGAGUACAUGACGGCGAUGGAGCUGGCCGCCAUCAAGGGCAACCGCGUCAUCUCGCAGCUCAUAUGGCAGAGACUGAGCUCGAUGUAUCCUGAUGGCAUCGUCGACACCGAGUAUACAUCUCACGUGAAGCUGAUUGAACGCUGUUUGAUUCAAGCUGCUUCAUACGGUCAUGCGGAUGUGGUUGGUGAUUAUCUGGACUGGGCAGCAACGCCGUCACCGCUGUAUACAUGGAGCGAGAUGGCGAAGCGCGCGGCGCUGAUACACGGCGCUCAUAGAUGGGAGGCUGACGUCGUGGAUUUGCUCAUGCAACGGACGUUCUAUGACAAGAUCACGACAGACGCGGCGCUGAGUUCGGGCGUGGGAUUCAAGUUCAUGUUGGUCUCGGAGGAAAGGUCGGGAAUCAUCUACAACGAAGACGACCUCGUCAAACAUUACCGCGUAUGUACUCGUCUCCUGGACGCAGGGGCAGAUGCGAACGGGUCGAAGGACGGUAUACCCAAUCUUCACAGAACAGCAGGCGGCAUCGUUCUGCAAGGCGCCAUGAGAGCCCUCCUCGAACACGCGGCUGACCCCGACGUGAAAGGGGAUAGGGGCUGCACGGUACUCCAUCUCCUGACAAAUCCCAUCCCCAUGAACGGCUCAACGCGAAGGACGGAAGUUCACACAAUCGGCAUCCAGCUGCUACUUCAACACGGUGCCUCGGUCACGAUAGGAGACGACGAGGGCGAGACGCCGCUCCACUGGGCCGCGAUGAACGCCGACAGGGAAGUCUUCCUCGAGUACCUCGCCCGCGCCGAGAACCCCGCUUCAGCGCUCCAGUCUACAAAUAACCACGGCGAGACGCUUCUUCACUACGCCGCCGCCGGGGGGCGGUACGAUACGAUGGAGAUGCUCAUCACCAGGGGCCUGGACGUGAACGCCGUCAGCGAGAACGGUUGGACGCCCAUAAUCUGCUCUCUCGCGCCUGUGAUCACUGGGCGAUAUCAUCGCGGAUCGCAGCCCAACGGACGCAGGAAACCGGAGAUCGACGCCGUGAAAUCUGCCAAGCUGCUCCUCUACAACGGGGCAGAGACGAACGUCGUCACGGCGGAGGGGUGGACUGUUCUCCAUGUGAUCGGGAGCUACCUCGACAGCGGAGUAGAGUCGCUACCGGACGGCCCGGAGAACGAUAACUACUCGAUCGCGAGUAUUGCGUACGGCGUUUUGAUACCGGGGCACUAUGCUCUGCCGCCGAUCAACAGUCCUGCCCGGGUCUUUGAUGGGACCCGGCUACCGCGGAUAUCGAAUGAAGUGAGAGACUUCUUGUAUGGGAGCGAGCCGUGGGGAUUUCGAGUGGCAAGAACGCUCUCACUCUGCGCGGAGACGGAGGCAGAUGUUGUGAAGGAAGGUGUCACGCCGUUGCACUGGGCAGCUGAGCGAGGGGCCGUCGCUGCCUCACAAGAUGGCGCGAACCCUCCUCAAUCCCCGACGCCCACGCCCCCGGCCGAGAACUACAAUACCUUCAGAUCCCGCCGCCAGCGCUCUCCGAGUCCUACCCCGACCACAGAGGCUGUAACAUUGCCCGUUCGCCGAAGCGAAGACCUACCGCGAAGAGCAUCUCACCAGAAGCCCGUGAUUGCUCAGCCCGUGACGCCAACUGCUACCUCGCCCGUCAAGGCCACCAUGGACUCCCCCGAGAAGGCGCCCGCCCCGGCUGCCGACAAGACGGCUUCCCCUGCACUACCCCAGGCUCUGCUCCCGGACCCCUCCAUGUACACGAACCCUCACAUGGCGGCCGAACCCGAUACCACGACGCUGGACGAGCUUGCCCAUUUGGUCAGACUCUCCAAAUACCAAGAGCGCAAGCGCGCGAACACAAGGAUUCGCCUGCAGAGAAACCUCAUCUCUACCGCCCUCUCUGCCCGCCUGAAUCGCUGUGGUGAGAUUGCCCGCAAGAACUUGGUCGAUUGUUUCCGUUCCGAUGACAAAAAGACCUUCUCUGCUCUCUUCAACGCUAUUCACGAUGUGCGCAAGAGCUGCGACGAGUUGCGCCGCUACGCGCUUGUGGAGCCGGAAUUGGACUCAUUACAGUCGCCAGCUUUGGCAUCGUCAGAAAGCCUGGAAACACCACCUAAAUCGACAUCUGGCGCCAGUUCUCUUGGCUCUAUUGCCCCCUUUCUUUCAGAAUUGCCAGCAUCCGUUCGGGAGAUUUUCCUUAACUUCCUUACCCAGAUUCGCACAAACCCGCACUAUUUGGCCACGAGGUUGUGUUCUCUAACCCCAGCAGAACUAAACGCUUUCACCAGUUUCCACCAGGGACUGGAACCCGUUGAGUCCGUGUUGCCUUAUCACGGCCGCUCUAACGCGCGGAGUCAUGUUGGUUCGAGUAGUCGGACACCCGCCCAUCUGCCCACUGCCAUUGAGCGCCUGCUCUCUUUCCAGCGACACGACCCGUUGUCAGCCUUGGUCCACACCUGCUUUGCCAAUUCCGCUGGGCCCGACAGCGCAGAGGAUAGGAGACGAACCGAGAUCUGGGGAACAGCUUUGGCCAGGCUCAUUACAGAGUCCAAAUCUGCCAGCGAGCCUAUGCUGAUAUCCGUCCUCAAUGUUUGGACGUCCAUGCGUGACUGGUCUGGGAAGUCCAAUAUGGAGUGGUAUUUGAUGAAGAUCCUCGAGGAUGGUGCCUUUCUCCUGGAUAAAGCCGAGGAUCAGCACGGAACCCGCUUCAACCUUGCGGAUUGGACAGCCAAGGACAGUAUUGCCGCAGAGGAGUUUUACGACCGCGCCGUCAAUGAGCUCUUCGAGAUCAUCGACGACGAGGAUGCGACAGGCAUUCCCGAGGGCCUGAUCGAGUUAGGUAACGCCAUCUUGAAGAAGUUGGACAGCAAGCUCGUCGAGGGCACCCGCAACUGGUUUGUGUACAAGUGGCUUUUCUCAGUUUUUCUCCUUGGCGUUGUCAUUCACCCAGAAAGCCACGGUCUCAUGGGCGACUACCACAUCACCGAGUACGGCCGCCAGAAGAUUCUCAAGCAGGUUGCCAUGAGAGCCCAGCAGGUUGUCGUGGAGAUCACCUGGAACAAGAAGGGUACAGUUUCUACUCCGCCCAAGAUCCAAGGACAUGUUGAGAGCAUUUUGAACCGGUUCAAGGGAUCCCGAUCCCAGAGACCUCCACCUAGGCUGCUGCCCGCUCGCUCCAUCACCUCUUUGAGAGAGACGGUCGAGGUCCACCCGUACCUGGUUGUCAGCCCGGCUGACUUGGUCACUUUGGUCAACGCUCUAUUCCCCGAGCGUCGACCCAUGUCUCAAUCCAGCGGACUGAGAUCCGGCGCUCCUUCGAUUUCUGGCUUUUCAGCAAUAUCCCAGCCCAUCUCCAUGGGAGGCAAUCGGCACAACUUCGAGACGGCAUCAGUACUGAGCACGAGCGCGUCCUCGGUGCUGAGUGACGCCACCACAUCAAGGGAGACAAACUUGGACGACCAACGGACCGGCUCACCACAGCGAUACUCGCCUCCUAUGUUGGAACCAUUAUCACAGAGACGACUCAGCAACUACGAAGACGACGGCUACCGUCUUCGAUUCGCUCUGCGAGAGAUGAGCACCCAGGUUGGAGCGGAUGUGAUUCAAGGUUCUUGUCAUCCCUGUGCGGAACGCUGGGCUGUCCUGUUCAUCUCCGCGGAUGGCAAUAGCUUGUCGAGCCAGAUGACUUACGACCCUGAAGAAGACAUUGAGGAGGAAGAGAACUCGUCGACCAGCGACACUGACGAUGAGGAGAUUGAUGACAAGCCCGAAUUGGACAAGGACUAUCAUCAGCUUCGCGAUUCCAUCCUGAAGCUUGUUGAGGACUACGAGAUCCCACAAAGCAUCGAACCGGAAGGCAGCCGGGCUCAAUUCAGCAAUCGGGCGACUGGCAUCAAGAAGUACCGAUCGAAGAACAAGAUUAUCACUGCCGAAAAGUCCACGCCCAGUAGAAACCCCUACCGCAGACGCGAAGCCGAGGCGCAGGCAGCCCAGGAAGAAUCUCAGAGCAAGGAUGCCGCGUCGACCUCGGACAAAGAGAAGGCCCCCGAACAAGACACGGAGCCUCCGUCCGUCCUCAUUGCCAUGCUGACUGCAGCAUCUGCUCAGUCAAAAGCACAAGCUGAUUUUGUCUCGGCGCAUCUCUACUGGAAGACUUUGCAACAACUCAAUGCCCUCAGCUCCGAAUCUCUCAGGCGGAAUGGCUUCGCAAUCCUCCUGAACAUCUUCUCUCGUGGCCCGAGAGACUCUAUCCGCCGUUGCGCGGCUGCGAUCGAGGAGUACGACGCCUGGCUCGUUUGGCUGAAGCAAAGCCAAGAAAGGCACGAAGGGCUCAUCGAGACCAUGACAAAGCGCCUGCGGGCUCUUCGCGACAAGAUGUGGUAUGUUACCGACGUCCGCAAUUCCGCGCCAUACGAGCAAAGUCGCAACAUCUGCGCUGCCCUCAAGACCAUGGGGAUGCCUCGGCGGUACAAUUCUUACCAGCGCAACCGCGCGCAUCUGGCCAGAGCGCCGGCUUCCAGCUAUCUCUACCGUACAGAAACCCAGAUCAUGGAUCUGUUGGCAGCCUCGGAAGAGCAAGGUGGUCCCAACAAACUCAGCGACGACCAGGCCGACAAGACAUCCCGCUGGCUGCAACAGGCGGGCGUUGAGAACUUCUGUUGCGGAGAGGAGCGAAUUCACAGAUUCUGUUGCGAGGUGGACACCUGCAUCUCCAAGUUGAUCGGCGAGUCAAUUUUGGAUGGUCCCGUCCUUUGGUCAAGCGAGUUGUACCAGCGGGACAGACGGAAUCUGGAGAACAGUAGAGGUCCACGAGAAAGGGAGCACCACUGGGAUGAUACCGCCAGUGUCAUGAGCGACCCGGAGCGGCGAUUUAUGUCUACCGGUCGGCCUAACUCUGUUCGCGAUCUUCGAGCUAUGUCUGCCCACAACUCCAGCCAGCAGUCAUUCGACUCCGGCAGCUAUCGGUUUUCGAGGGCAAGCACCGUUCUGUCCGACAUUGUCGACGGCCAAGACUACUUCGGCGUCUCAUCGCCAGUUCACACCAUCGACUCAAGUUCUACGUUUUGGUCGCCUUUCCAAUCGGCGAUCUCCCCGAGCUCGGCAACGUCCCGCGCCCAGUCCCCUACAACCAGCAUGACCAACCUGUCCGCAUCGUUCCAGAAUCCUCCACAUUCCCUCGCUGCCCAUCUUGGACACUCCGCUGGCCGACCAGGUACAUCGGCAUCAUCCAACGAAACAGUCUAUCAGCAGCGUCAGUCUGAAGAGAAGGCCCGCUUCCUCAACGAGUUGCGCCAGACUUUGGUUAGUCUGCUGCUCUCUGACCUUGGCACGCUUGUCUUUGCUCGAGGAUCCGAGACAGACGAUUGGUUCUCAAAUUUGGGCCAAGAGUGUAUUGACAGGCGCGAUGCUCUCGACCGACGAGCGCGACGAAUGGGCAAAUCGGGCAAGAUGUCUCUCAAGCCCCGCGUUAUCGAAAAGAAGAAGAGUUUCGGCAACUUACGCGGCGCUGGUGAGACCGACAAGAACUCCGAGACAACGGAGACUGGCAGCACUCCAGGGAACGACGGCUCCGCAGCCACGAGCGAGACUGUAUCCACUCGUUCCAAGCAACCGGCUAAGGAAUCGAAGGCGGAAUUCCCUUUCAAGAAGGCUUUCCAACGGCUGCUGCGUAUGUUCAGUGUUCAUCCCAACCCGCAUGCCAAGUUGAACGCUCUCCAUGAGCUCGAGCAGCUCAUCGUGGCCUCGUUGGCCAGUGGCUCGAAGCGGUCCAGGCUUGGGUGGAACAGAUCCGACUUCAUGUCUCCUGCGGCGGACGAAUCAACAGCAAAUGCUCGCUCGAACCCUCUGGAAGAGGUGAUUGACAAUGUCAGAGAGAGACGGUCACACGCGCUUCAGCAAUCACCUCUUACUUCGCUGCCAUCGGCCGGUGGCCCUACUCGGCCGGGCACGUCGGACGCUCGAACGAUUGCCUCAAGCAACCCAACGACCAAGGACGCAAUUACCAACGUGCUACGCACUCUUUUCCGAGACCCUUCGAUACGACCGAAGACCCUCUUCCGCGAUCUGCAGUUCAUCGCCGCCUUUGUGAACCCUACCAUUCUGGACAACACCGACAAGGGCACAGCAUUUUGGGACACUGGUCUCGCUGCGCUGAGUCUGAAGCAAGAGGUAUGCCGUACCAUGAUCGAGGUGGCCGACGAGGUUCAAGGGGUUUACACCAAUACCCGGAAAACAACGAACGAUACACAAAUUCAAGAUACCGAGCGGCUGGAUACCGACUCGCCGCCUCCUGUGACGACUGCAUACAGUCUGGCACAGGCAGGCAGGAUGUGGACCAUCACAGCCAAGGAGGGUCUACCUACCGCUCAACGAGAGCUCGCCAUCUUCUACUUGUCCAACCCCGAGCUCGUUGAGCGCACUACCUUGCCUCUGUCCAAGCCCCGUGAGGUAUUCAAGCAGACAGUGAUGGACAAGUAUGCUGGUACCUCCGGGCGCACUGGCCCUGGCGCCAGUAGGUUGUAUGCUGGCGAUCGGGCCCGUUCAUCGGCUGGGUCAUCUAGCCUGGGUGCUGCUGGCUCCCAACAUCCUGGUCAGGAUUCCACCUCGAAGGAUGGAGAUGUGCGAAGCGACCCCGCACUCAUGUGCGUCGCCGUCCACUUCUUCCAGGCGGCUGAACAAGGCGGCGACGAGCUCGCAACGUCCUUCCUCCGCCAGAACGAGUUCAACGCCAUGGGCUAA